Messenger RNA from Hippocampus comes (tiger tail seahorse), 698 nucleotides. RefSeq names its product autoimmune regulator-like. Bases 136 to 525 code for a protein of 129 amino acids. NCBI's taxonomy places the organism in Eukaryota, Metazoa, Chordata, Actinopteri, Syngnathiformes, Syngnathidae. The record is from RefSeq and is a predicted model, not a curated record. The transcript has 7 exons.
CUGGACCCUCCACUCACAUCCAUCCCCAGUGGAUCUUGGCGUUGUAAGGAAUGCGGUGGCAGAGAGGUCAAGGUACAAAAAAGCCAGCAAGCUUUGCAACCUCCGCAGACAAACUCUAAGACCUCCACCGUCGACAUGUCAUUGUUCCCCUUGCUGUCCUCCACCACAGCCUCAGCAAAGGAGAGCCCAGACGCGUGUGGUAUUUGUCACCUGGGAGGAGGAGACCUCGCUCGCUGCCUUCAGUGUUCCAAGUGUUACCACCGCCACUGCCACUUCCACAUCGGGCGAUCCACCUGUCUGUCGUGCUCCAAGGCGUUGGUCAGCACUGCAGAAAAGGAGGCCGAUACCAAAUGUUUACAGCUCGCCACAGCGGCGCAUAACCCACACGGCCACGAACAGAGCUCAUCGGUUCAGAAAGACGAAUUGGACUCCAUCCUGGGAGACACCUCCUUGGAUGGCAUCCUGCAAUGGGCUUUUCAUAACAUCUCUCAACCUCUUCUUAACACUCACGGGUGCUACCAGUGACUUGGAAUCCAUUUCUUUUCAACUACUCUUACUAGUACUACGACUACUAUUGAAAACGAUGAAGUCACUUUGCAAAAUAUCAGCUGUUUUUUGAUGAUAGCUCAUGAAUGCUGCAAUAGAUGGAAUGUAAGUCUCUUUGCGCAUUUUCUCAACUCAACUCAGCUGUAUUUAUC